Molecule: messenger RNA, 2082 nt
Organism: Vigna umbellata (rice bean)
Lineage: Eukaryota; Viridiplantae; Streptophyta; Magnoliopsida; Fabales; Fabaceae
Product: ruBisCO large subunit-binding protein subunit beta, chloroplastic
Biological process (GO): protein refolding
Molecular function (GO): ATP-dependent protein folding chaperone; ATP binding
Source: RefSeq, a predicted model, not a curated record
CAUUGUAACAAUAAAACCUAAUCCCUUACCCAUUUCCCCACCCUCAACACUCCAAAGCGUUUACGUUAUCCACAACGACACUCAUCAACCCUCCUUAAACCCUAGCCAUGGCUUCCACCUUCUCUGCAAUGUCCUCAUACAAGCUCUCCUCCUCCGCCGCCAUCUCCUCCUUCCCCUUCUCUGGCUCUCGCCGUCAAUCCAAUGGCGUCGUUCUCGCCAGAAGAAGCCGCAACGCCAGGGUCUCCGCCAUGGCCAAGGAGCUGCAUUUCAACAAGGACGGCACCGCAAUCAAGAAACUCCAGAGCGGUGUGAACAAGCUAGCGGAUCUGGUAGGGGUCACGCUUGGUCCCAAAGGAAGGAAUGUUGUUCUCGAAAGCAAGUAUGGUUCGCCGAAAAUCGUUAACGACGGUGUCACUGUUGCCAAAGAGGUUGAAUUGGAGGAUCCCGUUGAGAAUAUUGGUGCCAAGUUGGUGAGACAAGCUGCCGCCAAGACCAACGACUUGGCUGGUGAUGGAACCACGACAUCUGUUGUUCUAGCUCAAGGACUUAUCGCCGAAGGUGUUAAGGUUGUCGCGGCCGGUGCCAACCCUGUUCUCAUCACUCGUGGCAUUGAGAAGACAGCAAAGGCUCUGGUGUCUGAGCUUAAGAAGAUGUCAAAAGAGGUUGAAGAUAGUGAGUUGGCAGAUGUGGCAGCAGUUAGUGCUGGGAACAAUUAUGAAGUAGGAAAUAUGAUAGCUGAAGCAUUGAGUAAAGUUGGUAGAAAGGGUGUUGUGACUCUUGAGGAGGGAAAGAGUGCCGAUAAUAGUCUAUAUGUCGUCGAGGGAAUGCAAUUCGACCGUGGCUACAUUUCUCCAUAUUUCGUUACUGACAGUGAGAAAAUGGCGGUUGAGUAUGAGAACUGUAAGCUGCUGUUGGUUGACAAAAAAAUAACCAAUGCUAGGGACCUUUUCAACAUACUAGAGGAUGCUAUUAGAAGUGGAUACCCUAUAUUGGUUAUUGCGGAGGAUAUUGAACAGGAAGCUCUAGCAACUCUUGUGGUGAACAGACUUAGAGGGUCACUGAAGAUUGCAGCACUUAAGGCCCCUGGAUUUGGAGAACGCAAGAGCCAGUACCUUGAUGAUAUUGCAAUCUUGACUGGAGGUACUGUAAUCAGAGAAGAGGUUGGCCUUUCUUUGGACAAAGCUGGGAAAGAGGUUCUCGGUUUUGCGUCCAAGGUGGUACUCACCAAGGAUACAACAACAAUUGUUGGUGAUGGAAGUACCCAGGAGGCAGUGAACAAGAGAGUUGCACAAAUUAAGAACCUAAUUGAGGCUGCAGAGCAAGAUUAUGAGAGAGAAAAGCUGAAUGAGAGAAUUGCUAAAUUGUCUGGUGGUGUGGCUGUGAUACAGGUUGGCGCACAAACCGAAACAGAGCUCAAGGAAAAGAAAUUGAGAGUUGAAGAUGCUCUUAAUGCCACAAAGGCAGCUGUAGAGGAAGGUAUUGUAGUUGGAGGUGGCUGCACUUUGCUGAGACUUGCAUCAAAGGUGGAUGCAAUCAGGGAUAGUCUUGAUAAUGAUGAAGAAAAAGUUGGGGCUGAUAUUGUAAAAAGAGCUCUUAGUUACCCUCUGAAAUUAAUUGCCAAGAAUGCUGGUGUCAAUGGUAGCGUUGUCAGCGAGAAGGUAUUGUCCAGCGACAAUCCAAGAUAUGGAUAUAAUGCUGCCACUGGGAACUAUGAAGAUUUGAUGUCUGCUGGGAUCAUUGACCCAACAAAGGUCGUCAGAUGUUGCUUGGAACAUGCAGCCUCUGUUGCGAAGACCUUCUUAAUGUCAGAUUGCGUGGUUGUUGAGAUAAAGGAACCUGAGCCCGUACCUGCUGGAAACCCCAUGGACGGUUCAGGAUAUGGUCUGUAGAGAUCCACGGGGAAGUUCAGUGAGAACAGAUUUUUUUUUCUCCGGAUGAAAUGCAGAAUUUGGUAGCCAUUUUAUUUGUAGCAGUGAGUCCAAAUGGACGAUGGAUACCUGUAGUAGUGUUAUGAAUCAGAUAGUGAUGCACCCCAUGCCUAUAUUUUUUGAAGUUAUUAAUAAAAAAUUUUGCGAAUUACUU